Messenger RNA from Acanthoscelides obtectus, 495 nucleotides. Lineage: Eukaryota; Metazoa; Arthropoda; Insecta; Coleoptera; Chrysomelidae. The record is from the annotation of a GenBank genome assembly.
AUGAAAACCUCACCGAAGUUUUCCAUUAUAACUUCAUGGGACUGGCAACAGCUCAUACGACUCUGUGGCCCAAAAAUAGAUGUGUCUGAAAUGGAACUACUUGAUUUCAAGAAUUUCAACGAUCUCCAAAGUAAUGCCAGAUCUCCUAUGCAACCGAAGAAAAAAACUAAUACUGGACACCCCUUCUUGAUUUCAAAAGUAGUUCAUAUGAAGUUUUUUGCUGACUCAAUGGGAAUAUUAUACUUUAAAACCGCUUUUAAUGAUACAGAAUUCAAGCAAGUAGAUUUCAACAAAUCUGAACCAAGAAAGACAAGGCGAGUACAGAAAAGCGGAUCUCAACUUUAUAUGCCUGAAGCUAUUAGAGAAUCUAUGAGGCCCAUUACGACAAAAAAGUUCUUGGAUCUUCAAAAGACACUGAAAUGGGUUCCCAAACGAUUCCACAACUUUUUCAACAACCUAUCCCAUGGAUCAGCCGAAGCAGACGAGGAAACCUAA